Messenger RNA from Elephantulus edwardii (Cape elephant shrew), 2555 nucleotides. RefSeq names its product phosphoglucomutase 1 (gene PGM1). The record is from RefSeq and is a predicted model, not a curated record. Gene Ontology annotation, biological process: carbohydrate metabolic process. The transcript has 11 exons. Bases 252 to 1994 code for a protein of 580 amino acids. Lineage: Eukaryota; Metazoa; Chordata; Mammalia; Macroscelidea; Macroscelididae. Gene Ontology annotation, cellular component: cytosol. Gene Ontology annotation, molecular function: phosphoglucomutase activity; magnesium ion binding.
AAAACAACUUUGAAAAUUUGCUCUGCGUUGGGGUGUGAGUGGGUAUGUGGCCUUUUAUAAAAAAAAAAUACGAGGCGACAAUCACAAGGAAUUAAAGGUGCUUCUUUUCCUGUGGAGAGUGAUCGUCCAGGCAAAACCUCUAUUUUAGUCUCUCAGAUGGCACCAAUGCAGCUUCAGUCUUGAUAGACUGUCUGGGGGACCCUUGACGGCUUUCUGGAUACAUGCUCUGAGCCAAGUGGUGGAAAUGAAAGAUGAGUGAUUUUGAUGAAUGGAUUUCCGGGAAAUAUGGACAAAUGGAAGAAGGUCCUCUUCCGCUGUUGACUUUUGCUACGGCUCCCUACAAUGACCAGAAACCAGGAACUAGUGGAUUACGGAAGAAAACCUAUUACUUUGAGGAAAAGCCUUGCUAUCUGGAGAAUUUCCUCCAGAGUAUAUUUUUUUCCAUAGACCUAAAAGAGCGCCAGGGAUCAUCACUGGUGGUUGGUGGAGAUGGGAGGUAUUUUAAUAAAUCCGCAAUAGAAACAAUAGUGCAGAUGGCUGCUGCCAAUGGGAUUGGUCGCUUAGUCAUUGGACAGAAUGGGAUCCUCUCCACUCCUGCUGUGUCAUGCAUCAUUAGAAAAAUCAAAGCCAUUGGUGGGAUCAUUCUGACAGCCAGCCACAAUCCAGGAGGGCCCAAUGGAGACUUUGGAAUAAAAUUCAACAUUUCUAAUGGAGGUCCUGCUCCAGAAGCAAUAACUGAUAAAAUUUUCCAAAUUAGCAAGACAAUUGAAGAGUAUGCAAUUUGCCCUGACCUGAAAGUAGAUCUUGGAGUUUUGGGAAAGCAGCAGUUUGACCUGGAAAACAAAUUCAAACCCUUCACAGUGGAAAUUGUGGAUUCAGUGGAAGCCUAUGCCACAAUGCUGAGAAACAUCUUUGAUUUCAAUGCACUGAAAGAACUGCUUUCUGGGCCAAACCGACUCAAGAUCCGCAUCGACGCCAUGCAUGGAGUUGUGGGACCGUAUGUAAAGAAGAUCCUGUGUGAGGAACUCGGCGCCCCCGCAAACUCGGCUGUCAACUGUGUUCCCCUGGAGGACUUUGGUGGCCACCACCCUGACCCCAACCUCACCUAUGCAGCAGACCUGGUGGAGACCAUGAAGUCAGGAGAGCAUGAUUUUGGGGCUGCCUUUGAUGGCGAUGGGGAUCGGAACAUGAUUCUGGGCAAACAUGGAUUCUUUGUGAACCCCUCAGACUCUGUAGCUGUCAUUGCUGCCAACAUCUUCAGCAUUCCAUAUUUCCAGCAGACCGGGGUACGCGGCUUUGCUCGCAGCAUGCCCACCAGCGGUGCCCUGGACCGGGUGGCUAAUGCUACAAAGAUCUCUUUGUAUGAGACCCCAACUGGCUGGAAGUUUUUCGGAAAUUUGAUGGAUGCAAGCAAACUGUCCCUUUGUGGGGAGGAAAGCUUCGGCACUGGUUCUGACCACAUCCGUGAGAAGGAUGGGCUGUGGGCCGUACUUGCCUGGCUCUCCAUCCUAGCCACCCGCAAGCAGAGCGUGGAGGACAUUCUGAAAGAUCACUGGCAAAAGUAUGGCCGAAAUUUCUUUACCAGGUACGAUUAUGAGGAGGUGGAAGCUGAGGGUGCAAACAAAAUGAUGAAGGACUUGGAGACCCUGAUGUUUGAUCGCUCCUUUGUGGGGAAACAGUUUUCAGUGGGUGACAAAGUUUACACCGUGGAAAAAGCGGAUAACUUUGAAUAUAGUGAUCCAGUGGAUGGAAGUAUUUCAAGAAACCAGGGCUUGCGGCUCAUUUUUGCAGAUGGUUCUCGCAUCAUCUUCCGGCUGAGUGGGACUGGAAGUGCAGGGGCAACCAUUCGACUAUACAUUGACAGCUAUGAGAAGGAUGUCGCCAAGAUCUACCAGGACCCUCAGGUCAUGCUGGCUCCCCUCAUUUCUAUUGCUCUGAAGGUGUCCCAACUCCAGGAAAAGACAGGACGCACUGCACCCACUGUCAUCACUUAAGAAGACAAGCUGGAUGUGGUACGUCCCUCUGCCCCAAGACUCACCCAGGUUAUCUGAUUGAAGAGCAUGGACAGAAACAAAGUGUCUUCACCCAGGCUUUUAGGAGUCGGUCUUUCUACUAAUCAGAGCUACUGAUGAAUGGUGCAUUUGCAAGGCCUUGCCCACGAAGAUGACUAUGAGAGACAGCCCUGUGGGAAAGAGGACCCAGGGGCUUAUACUAAUGUCACUUCCUUUUUAAUUCCCUUGUGCACUGCUGCUGUGUAUUUGUCUCUUUAAGUACUAUGUACUGUUUACACUGUAACAUAAGAAGGAGGUUGACUAUCAACUGCAGAAGCCAUUUUUCACCUUUAGAAUGUGUCAAUGAGAUGACAGUGCAAGUUCCUUUCUUCCUUUGUGAAUCCUUUGCCCCAUUUACUGUUUACAUGCAAUCUAGCAAUUCAAUUUCUGGUGCCUUCUCUCCAAUCAGUCCUUUCCUCAGAGUGAGACGUACAAAUCCUUGCAUUGUUUUGCAACAUACUCCCAUUCAUGCAGGUACUUUGGAGUAUUAAAGCAAAAUAAGCU